UGAUUGCAAUUACUUUCAGCGGCUGAGGACAGCUUCUGCCCAUGAAUAGCUUCCCAAUCACAAAAGUUCACAACCCACUACUCCAUUUAAUAAAUCGAGAGACACUGCCCAUCCAUUAAUACUAUUUUUCCUUUAUUUAUACCUUCAUUGCAACCCAUCAUCCACCACUGAAAAUAACCCAUGUUAGCGUUUUACUUUUUGAAACACAAAAGAAACAAAGAAAUGGAGAAUCCAUCAGCCUUGUGGCAGAAAAAUUAAGGUGAACUAGCUUGGAGCUUUCGAUAUAUAGCUUGAAGUUGGGUGUCAAGGGACUUUUAGAUGCCAGUUUGAUGAAGAUCCCAACAAUCUUCAUUCAUGAACAGACCAGCUGUGCAUGUCUCUGCAAAACACUGCUACGGUGAUCAUGAUGAACACACCAAGUUCAGUAUCCACUCAUAGAUUUACAAGGCAGAGGUAAAGUUGCAAAUGAUCGUCAUAGAGCAAUCCACGAAGUUCAAUUUGCUUGCGAGAAAUGGGGAUUCGUCCAAGUGUUCAAUCAUGGAAUUUCUGGUGAAUAUUUUGAAUGAAAUGCUGGGUAGACUGCAUGCAUUUUGUGAAGGAGACCCUAAGUCAUUGAAAAAACGUUUCUUAAUUAGUCUGGUGAAAGCAAAGUGCUUUGUAAUACCAAUUUCGAUCCUUAUAAGUGUCAGCAUCUACUUAUUGGAGGGACACUUUCAAAACUAUGGUGGCACACCUUGCCGUCCAGAUCCAUGUAACUUGUAUUGCAGGGAUGUUAAAAUGGACUACUCAGAACAAAAUAUUCUCAUUAGGGCUUGUUUCAUACGAACUGAAGUCUGGACUCUCAAGCUAGCCAGCUCUAGUCCUAAAUGUUACAGGCACGAGAACAAAAACAUUUUUUCAACGCAGGGUGUGAAAUGCACGUAUUCCAUCUUGCAAUUCAUCCAAAAUAUUCAUGGAAAUACCAUGAUAUCAGUCACUCGGAAGAAUUCCAAUUUCUCACAAGCAAAUUGAAGUUCGUGGACUACUCUACUAUGAACAUUUGCAUCUUUGUCUAUGCUUUGUAAAUCUAUGAGCGGUAUGCUGAACUUGGGAUUGCUAAUGCUAGGACCAUAACUGUGAUCAAGAGCCUGGUCUGUUCAUGAAUGAAGAUUCUUGGGAUCUUCAUCAAAUUGGCAUCUACGAGUCUCUUAACACCCAUUUUUGAGCUACUGAAAGCUUUUAGUACUUCGCUCUUUCUGUUAUAAGAGAUGGACUCAGCAUUGUGCUGGGAUGUUAUGAUUUCCAUUUCUUUCUUUCUUUUGUACUUCAAAAGUGAAACGAUAAUUGCUUAUUUUAUCAGGCAUGUAAUGGGUUGCAAUUAAGGUAUAAAUAAAGGAGAAAUAUAGUAAUAA
This is a messenger RNA of Ziziphus jujuba (common jujube), 1391 nucleotides long. RefSeq lists its product as uncharacterized. Lineage: Eukaryota; Viridiplantae; Streptophyta; Magnoliopsida; Rosales; Rhamnaceae. The coding region runs from base 466 to 1011 and encodes 181 amino acids. The record is from RefSeq and is a predicted model, not a curated record. The transcript is spliced from 2 exons.